AUUAGGCUACAAUUUAAAUAAACAUUUUAAACGCUAUUAUUUCCUCUCGUUUUCCACCUUGUGAACUCUACUAAGCUAGCCUACAAUAAGCCUCUUGUUCCAUUCUUACAACAUAGCAUGUCACAACAUACUGUGACAGGCAUAUCUUUUUUGGUAGUCAUUUCCAACUUUCCACGUGUAAGGGUCCUGUCCGUGCUCCUUUGUUUGUUCCCCAUGUGCUUUGUGUUUAUCUGCCUGUCACCUGUCAGUGUCUCCGCCCCUCACCUGUUCCUCAUUAUUAGUCUGCUAGUUUAAUUAUGAUUUCCAGCCCUGUGUUCACCUGUCUCUUGUUUCUUGUCCACUUGUGCCUUGUUAGCCUUGUUUAACCCCUGUGUAUUUAAACCCUCUGUCUCCCUCAGUCCCCUGUCGGUCAUUGAUGUUGUUUCGUGGUUGUAGUGUGCAUUUGCAUUAAAGAUUCCGGGUUUCAAGUUCAAGUGUGCCUCGUUCUCGACUUGCUCUGCGCCUCGGUCCAGCUCUCCAUACUGCAACCUUGACAGAAUAACCGACCCACAAACAUGGAAGAAGGCAAGUUUUUUUUAUUUUAAUUCCGACUUGCCACUGCACCUAAUGCCCUGGGAGCUGUUCUGGGAGGAUGAAGAGGAGGGGGAAACCACUGAGGACGACUGGUCCUCUGAGGAGGAUGGACCAGGUCCCUCUCCAGUCCCAGCUCCCCAACGCCCUGGGCCUGCAGUUCUUCCAGUAGCUCGAGCUCCAGUCCCUAUUCCAGCUCCAGUCCCGAUUCUGGCUCCAGCUCCAGUCCCUAUUUCGGCUCCAGUCCCUAUUCUGGCUCCAGCUCCAGUCCCUAUUCUGGCUCCAGCUCCAGUCCCGGUUCCGGUUCCAGCUCCCUCUCCAGCCCCGAGUCAGACUUCUGCGCCGGCUCCAGCCCCGAUUCCGGCUCCAGCUCGCUCUCCAGCCCCGAGUGAGGCUCCUGUGCCGGCUCCUGAUCCUGCUCUGACUCCGGCCCCGAGUCAGACUCCUACACCGGCUCAGGCUCCAGUCCCGACUCCGACUCCGGCUCCAGUCGCGGUUUCGACUCCGGCUCCAGUCGCGGUUUCGACUCCGGCUCCCGCUCCAGAUCUGGCUCCAGCUCCCGAUCCAGCUCCGACUCGGGCUUCAGCUCUGACCGGUCGUCCAUCGGGCCGUCCGCCUGACCCGCCGUCUCCGACCGGCCAUCCGCCUGACCCGCCGUCUCUGACCGGCCGUCCGCCUGACCCUCCAUCUCUGAUCGGCCGCCCAACGGGUCGUCCACCUGAUCAUCCGUCCCUGGCCAACCGUCCGCCUGACCCUCCGUCUCUGACCGGCCAUCCGCCUGACCCUCUGUCCCUGUCCGGCCGUCCACCCGGCCGCCCGCCUGACCGGACAGGCCUGACCGGGCGUCCACCGGGUCGUCCACCUGAUCCUCCGUCCCUGGCCAACCGUCCGCCUGACCUUCCGUCUCUGACCGGCCGUCCACCGGGUCGUCCACCUGACCCUCAGUCUCUGACUGGCCGUCCACCCGGCCGUCCGCCUGACCCUCUGUCCCUGUCCGGCCAUCCACCCGGCCGUCCGCCUGACCCUCUGUCCCUGUCCGGCCAUCCACCCGGCCGUCCGCCUGACCCUCUGUCCCUGUCCGGCCAUCCACCUGGCCGCCCGCCUGACCCUCCUGCCGUUAGCCCCCUCCGCCCACCCUGUUUGGACCUUUUUUUUGUUUGGGCCGUCUAGAAUCCGGCCCUUGGAGGGGGGGUAAUGUAAGGGUCCUGUCCGUGCUCCUUUGUUUGUUCCCCAUGUGCUUUGUGUUUACCUGCCUGUCACCUGUCAGUGUCUCCGCCCCUCACCUGUUCCUCAUUAUUAGUCUGCUAGUUUAAUUAUGAUUUCCAGCCCUGUGUUCACCUGUCUCUUGUUUCUUGUCCACUUGUGCCUUGUUAGCCUUGUUUAACCCCUGUGUAUUUAAACCCUCUGUCUCCCUCAGUCCCCUGUCGG
Messenger RNA from Alosa sapidissima (American shad), 1998 nucleotides. RefSeq names its product vegetative cell wall protein gp1-like. The coding region runs from base 607 to 1740 and encodes 377 amino acids. The transcript has a single exon. The record is from RefSeq and is a predicted model, not a curated record. Lineage: Eukaryota; Metazoa; Chordata; Actinopteri; Clupeiformes; Clupeidae.